Messenger RNA from Entamoeba dispar SAW760, 351 nucleotides. RefSeq lists its product as uncharacterized. Bases 1 to 351 code for a protein of 116 amino acids. The record is from RefSeq and is a predicted model, not a curated record. The transcript has a single exon. NCBI's taxonomy places the organism in Eukaryota, Evosea, Mastigamoebida, Endamoebidae.
AUGAAUAAGAACCUAGAAUGUUGGUAUUUUAAUGGAAUAGAAAUGGAUUUGAGUGAAUAUGCAUUUGAAUCUAUUAAAUUAGAAUACUCUCAUAUCAAUAAUUUAAAAGUAAAAUGUAAUUCAAUUCGUUUAACUCAUGUUGAAUGUGAUAAUUUAAUUGUUGAUGGAUUUUGUGAUAAUAUCAACUUUACUAAUUGUAAAAUAAAUUCAAUGAGAUGUGAUGUUAUCAAUAGUUUGAAUUAUGUUAAUUCAGAAAUUAAUAGUAUAAAUGGAAAUGAAAUAAAAGAAAUUAAUGGAGAAACAAAGAAUUUAAAGAAUGGAAUGUUAAAAGAUGAAAAGAAAAAGAAAUAA